This is a messenger RNA of Neltuma alba, 2091 nucleotides long. RefSeq lists its product as uncharacterized. Bases 78 to 1745 code for a protein of 555 amino acids. NCBI's taxonomy places the organism in Eukaryota, Viridiplantae, Streptophyta, Magnoliopsida, Fabales, Fabaceae. The record is from RefSeq and is a predicted model, not a curated record. The transcript is spliced from 3 exons. Gene Ontology annotation, biological process: regulatory ncRNA-mediated gene silencing.
GGGGGGGGGAGGUUAUCUCUGUGUGUUUUGCAGAGGCACCCAGAAUCGGUGGCAAGUGCUUGCGCCCCUCUCCCAGGAUGGCCGGAGGUAACACUCAGAACAAGUCCUCGUUUCCGAAGCCGCCGCCGCCGCAGCAGCAGCCAUCGGCCUCAUCGUCGUACCGCAAAUCCCGUUGGGAAUCGACCAGCAACCCCAAAAAGAAAUCUCCGCAGUCCGAUCCUAAAUCCGGCGAAUCUAAGAAUCCCAAACCCUCCACCGCCCCAUCCCCCAAAACCAAACCGACUCCUAGUCCGGCUCAUGCUAAACACCUCCCUAGUGAAUCCGCCCGGGCCACCUCUCCCGGAGCUCCGUUUCCCUUCCCGGAUCUUUCUAACUUGGGGCCACCGCCUCCACCGGCGUACGGCUUCCACAUGCUCGAGCGUCGCACGAUUGUUCUUGCCGACGGUAGUGUCAGAUCCUACUUUGCUCUCCCUCCUGAUUAUCCUCUUGACCCACCCGGAAGAUUAUUCCCACCCCCAAUAGGUCCCGGGUUUGAUCCGGGUCGAUUCGGAGCCCGAUUCCCUCCUGUCCCACCUCACUUUGAUGAUCAAGAUGGAGGGCGUGGUGGGAGGCACCAAGAUUACUGGGAUUCGAUUGGGCUUGAUGGGCGUGGUAACGGACCUGUUGAAGGUUCAGCGAAGAGGAAGUUUGGUGGUGAUGAGGUGGAGAGGGACGACCUUGCCCGACAAAGAAAGCAACUUUUGCACGAUGCUAAUGUUAACCCAAACGGGUUCCCUCCAAGGGGUGAGUUUUCUAGGGGGACGAGUGGACCGUUCAAGCAUGAUUUGACGGAUCCUGGACGAGAGUCCGAAUUGAGAGCUUCCAAAUAUAUGAGGUUUGGGGGGGCUUAUGAAAAUGUAGGUUUUAAGCAACCUGGUAGCACUGGUGAUAACGUUGUCCUUAGACAUUUGGAGGUUGAUCAGGGUGCAUUAAAGAAAGCGUUUCUUCACUUUGUUAAGUUAGUAAAUGAAAAUGCUGCCCAGAAGAGGAAUUACUUAGAGGACGGAAAGCAGGGGCGGAUACAGUGCGUUGCUUGCGGCAGGUCUUCUAAAGAUUUUCCAGAUAUGCAUGCUCUCAUUAUGCACACCUACAACUCAGAUAAUGCUGAUUUGCAUGUUGAUCAUUUGGGCUUACACAAAGCUUUGUGUGUUUUAAUGGGUUGGAACUACUCAAAGCCACCUGAUAGCUCAAAGUCAUAUCAGUUCCUACCUGCUGAUGAAGCAGCUGCAAAUCGGGAUGAUCUGAUCUUGUGGCCUCCUUUGGUGAUCAUCCAUAACACAAUUACUGGAAAGGGAAGAGAUGGUCGCAUGGAGGGCUUGGGAAACAAAACAAUGGAUAAUAAAGUUAGAGAACUCGGAAUUGGGGGUGGCAAAUCAAAGUCAUUAUAUGGCAGAGAUGGUCAUUUGGGCAUAUCACUGAUUAAAUUUGCUGGGGACCAAUCCGGUGUUCAUGAAGCCAUUCGGCUUGCUGAGCACUUUGAGAAGGAGAAUCAUGGACGCAAGGUGUGGGCCCGUGUGCAGCCCCUGACAUUAGGUAAGGAUGACGAGAACAAUCCGAAUUUGGUAAAAUACGAUGAGAAGAAAGGAGAGAAGAGGAGGAUCUUGUAUGGCUAUUUGGGGACUGCUUUUGAUCUUGAAAAAAUCGAUUUUGACACUAGGAAGAGAGUGGUGAUAGAGAGCUUGAGAGAUAAAGCAUCAUCCAGGUAGUUUCUGGAUCAAAAGCUGGGUAUGAUAGCUGACUUGAUGAGAUGUGGACUGAUUUGGAUGAAAUCUUAUCCUCAGUUAUUGCAUUUUUAGUGGUGAAGAUGAUGAUAGCUUCAUGUAAUUUGCACGUCAGUCUUUAUAGUGUAUUAGUUAGGAUGCAGCCAAUGCCAAUAAGUGGAAUUUUACUUGAGUGAUGAUGAGAUAGCUUUGGUUUCUUCAUGCUGACUUUGUUUGGAGCAGAUGAGUCUGACUGCCUCCUCCAAUCUGACCCUAUGAAACGCACUGUGUUUUGUGCGUUUUGGGUUAUUUGGAGAAGCUUCAGGUCAUUAACUGGAAGGAUUCUUCAAAA